Molecule: messenger RNA, 636 nt
Organism: Phytophthora nicotianae INRA-310
Lineage: Eukaryota; Oomycota; Peronosporomycetes; Peronosporales; Peronosporaceae
Exons: 1
Coding region: 1-636 (211 amino acids)
Source: RefSeq, a predicted model, not a curated record
AUGUCGUACACCACGCUCGUCGCCGUCUUCAUGAUCAUCGUUGUGAAACUGGCAUGCAGAAGACGCGCCACAAAGCCCGUAGUGCCAAACGACAAGACCUGGUUCAGACCACCGGCACGGUACUGUUGCCGGAACAAUUCCACCACCGGCACCUUGACGCCGGCCUUGGACGCCUGCUGGAUCUGUGCCACUAGCACAUCCAUGGGCAGCGUCAACGCCGCGCUGAACACACCACCAAUAAGCGACGAAAUGACCUGCUCGCUCGUCGUUAGAACACGGUCCGGGUUGUUGCGCUUGUAUACAAUGUUCUCGGCCUGCACAGAGAAGAAGAAGCGCGAAGACCAGUCGGCAACACGCUUAACAGAGAACAUGCCAGAGCCCUUCAUGAGCGCAGCCACACCUUCCUUCUGGAUAACCUUGACACCGAUGCGCAUGGAGCGUGACAUGGUCUCAAGCGGUGUCAUCUGCUCACGGAAAAUGGGGUCGGUCAUCACGCGCGUCUUAAGCAGCAGCGUGGGACUGAGCACGAAACCCUGGAAGCCACCACCGAUACCACCGGCAAUGACCUCGGCCGUGCCUUUGCCGAUCUUGUCGUUCUUGACAAAAGGGGUGAGUGCCGUACGGGCAACAGAGUGA